Molecule: messenger RNA, 600 nt
Organism: Trifolium pratense (red clover)
Lineage: Eukaryota; Viridiplantae; Streptophyta; Magnoliopsida; Fabales; Fabaceae
Exons: 2
Coding region: 1-600 (199 amino acids)
Source: RefSeq, a predicted model, not a curated record
AUGAACUCAGUCAAACCAGAGCCUGUUGACGUAAUAUGGUUAAGUUCAGAUGACGAAGGUGAUAAUGUUUAUCAGAGGUCUCAGAGGUUUGAGAGGAGGGUUGCUAAUAGGGAUGCUAAUAGGGAUGCUAAUAGGGUUGCUAAUAGUGUUGCUAACAAUGUUGCUCAAAGGACUGCUAACAAUGUUGCUCAAAGGACUGCUAACAAUGUUGCUAACAAUGCUGGUAAGAGGAGGGUGGAUAACAAUGUUGCUCAAAGAGUGAUUAAGGACAGGAAUGAAAUCUGUGAAUGGAUAACACAAGUUACACCAGCUAUGCAGAAUUUGAAGAGGAAACAAACACUGCACAUUCCUGCGUGGGUUGUGAAGCGUGCUCUAAAAGACAAGUGCGACAUUUACUUGCGAUCUGCAGAGACGAAACGUACAUAUGACUGUGCUAUUUUGGAUCCGGGACACUCGUCGCAGAGAUACAUUGGAGAUGGUUGGUAUGACUUUGUUGAAGUGCACAGGCCUAAAGUUGGUGACGUCCUCCACUUUUCUCUGAAACCACCUUAUAACUUAAUGGUUGUUUCAUUGAUGCGCCAGAAGCCUCGCACCCGCUGA